Molecule: messenger RNA, 1442 nt
Organism: Moneuplotes crassus
Lineage: Eukaryota; Ciliophora; Spirotrichea; Euplotida; Euplotidae
Source: the annotation of a GenBank genome assembly
UGAGACAAAUCAUUCGCAAAAUUAACUUCAGUACAAAAGUAAUUUCCCUGGACAAAAUGGAAAAUAAAUUAAGCCGGAGCAGAAGUAUAAGUGAAAAUAUUUCUUUUGAGAGCAUGUCUAGCUCAUUACAAGACUCAUCUGAGCCCAAACCUCAGAAGAAUGUAAUAGUUCAGAGAGGAACUGUGGGUCGUCUGAAAAUCCCAAUUUCGAAGAACUCUGAUGACAAACUAUUUGGUCGGAAGAAAAGAGCCAGAGGUCUGACUCAUUUCAUCCAAAAGAGGAAUAGUGGUUUUCGAGUGAAUAAACUUCCCAACAAGAAUGAGCUAUAACCCUAAGAAGAAGAAGAAAUAAGGAAGAACUGGCCAGUAGCCCAAGAAGUAAAUUAGGCUCGUUUAAGAAUUUACACACUCUUGCAGGGCUCACCACUUUAAACCCAAUAUCUUUAAUACGUAAGCGGAAGUGUAGCAAGGAGAAAAUGCAGCUAGAUGCUAUUAAGAACAAGCUAUCUUUGAAUUCUGUUAACCCCUUAAGAGUCCAGGUCAUUAAGAAAUACCAGCUCUCCCAAAAGAAUUACAUGCAGUAUUUGGAGGUAAAAAAUUGUUGGAAGAAAUGGCUACUCAAACAUGCUUAUCAAGCAUACCUUAAAUACAAGGAAAAGCAGGAAAAUAGUACUGACAACAAUGGCUCUUCAAGGCCUAAACCUAAGAAGUCCAAGUUGAUUAUACUGGAAAACAACAAGUUAAUUAAUAAGAAGACUCGUAAUUUUAGGUCUUAAUUUUAAGACAUCAAGAGCGAACUUAAGUUUGCCCAAGAAGUGGUCAACCAAUUCCGAACCAAAAACAAUACAGCUGAAGAAGCACGAAUGGAGCAGCUCAAGAGGAAGAAAACAGUGAAGGGAAAGAAGAUCCUGAAUUUGUUAAGCAGGAAGAAGAAAAGCAAGAGCUUUAAGAUAACAAAUCCUAUCGAGGAUGCAAAAUUGUCAACUAAAAGUAUUUAUGAGAGGAUUUACUCAUCCAAGAGCAUAAAGUCUAGCCAACCUCAUUUGGUUGGUAGCUCAAGUAUUUUUAUGUAUGAUUUCUAGAAUCUGGGAUGAAAAGGUAUAAAGAUUUUGUCAAGAAAUAUCAAGGGAAGGUUAAGGUAUAUUUUCUAGAGCACACUUUUAGAACUUGGCUUCGCUAAAAUCUAAAAUUCAGAAAGGCACAAUUCUGUGAGUUUUCAGUAAGGAAAGGAGGCAGAAAAUUGUCUCUAAGACAGAGAUGUAUAUGAAUAAAUUUAAAGAGAAAAUCGGCUCUAAUGAUUACUGACUUUCUAAGAAAUACAGCGACUUUUCAGCCAAUAAGGUCCAAGAGGCCACUCUAAAGAGGCUUGACACAAAGCACCUCAUUAGCCCAAAACCUUUGAUUCUUAGACAGCACUCCUAAUUACUACCUAACUCAAUUUUU